AUGGGGAACAACUGUAGCAAGGCAAAGCUUCCAAGAUCUAUCGAGGCCGAUUUUUCGAAAGGCCGCAAGCUCAGGUGGCAUGCCUACAAUUCACUGACAUUUUCUAAUGCAUUCGAAGUCCAAGCCAAAACUCCAUUACUUUCUCGGAUGCAAGAAUUUCCAAAACUUCUGCCAACGCUGAACCUGACCGAAUCGACGAAUCAUGAUCCGGCGAACCGACAAAAGAUAUUGGAGGAAUGGGCAAUUCUCUUUAAUAAAGUCUUCUUUGGGGGCAAUGUUCGGACCGGUCCUGUACAAUAUACCCUAUCACCUCCCGAAGCUGGAGUGAGCGACGCAAUUUGCUGGUUCAACAACGAGACCAAGAAAAUUCAUCUAAAUCUCGAAAACCGUAACGUCAAAGAUGGUGAGUCCGAAUCGGAAUACACCUGCUCCCUAAUAAGCGCCCUUCUUCAUGAAAUGCUGCAUGCAUUUAUCGAUUUCUACUCCGAUAAAAAAGACUUACCGGCCGCCAAAGGAGGAGAAGGCGAAAAUGGACAUGGUCCUGUCUGGGCCGAUUGCAUGAUAAUCUUACAGGACUGGCUUCAACCCGCCAUUGAAUGGGAUCCCUACUGCCAGAUUGCAUGUGGAGUUAGUGGUAGCAUGGAAGCUGAAGGCUGGGAAGCGACAAAUGAGCAGCUAGCACGAUGGGGAGUCUUGCAGAUUUACCUAGAUGGUGAGUUUUGCUUGGUCGAUCGUAGAUAUUGUGGCUGCUGCCAUCAUACACAUCUUUUUGACCAACAAGUCAAGCAACCGGAGUCAGCCACCUGA
Glarea lozoyensis ATCC 20868 is the source of this 807-nucleotide messenger RNA. RefSeq lists its product as uncharacterized. The coding region runs from base 1 to 807 and encodes 268 amino acids. The record is from RefSeq and is a predicted model, not a curated record. Lineage: Eukaryota; Fungi; Ascomycota; Leotiomycetes; Helotiales; Helotiaceae. The transcript has a single exon.